GAUGGCGGUAGAGGGACCUCUGCAGGGCGCACUCAGGAAGCCGGGGUAGUCACUACAGUCCCAGGACACGAACCAAACCUCCCUGGGGCAGGGAUGUGUCCUCUGGACAGGCUUCCCUUCUUUUGUAUUUUCUUGGAAGGUUUUGGGUUGGUUUGGGGGUUUUGGUCCAGGAGGGCCCUUAUUUUCCCCUGGAAGCAGCACAGCGGGGCAGCCUUCUGUACUGGGGCCAUCAGACCUGGCUUCAGCUUCCUGAGACCUUACCUGUGUAUUCCUGGUAAGUCACCUCACCUGAACAAAUUGAUACACUCUCAUUACCUGGUGAUUAAAUAAGAGGUGAUAACACUGUCCCAGGGCGAGGCAUGGGGCUGAUACUCAAAAAUUACCUCCUCACUCUUAGGAAACCGGCACCGUCUUCAUGGGGCUCAGGUGAACGUGACAGAUUUUUGUUAGCACUGAGUUCUGGUUCUGGUUUGGUGGGCCCAAACCCUCUUCACACUGGGGUGACUGUGAAUCUUCCAGAAUCCUAAUGGGAGAGUGUAACCUUGAGGGAGACAGUAUAGCUAAGUGGUUAAGAGCUUGCGUUGUGGAUUCAGACCUUCUGGGUUCAUAGUAAUUCCCAGAGAAUUACUUAACCCCUCUGAGCCUCAGUUUCCUCAUCUAUAAAGUGGGGAUAAUGAUGGGAGGUACUGCCAGGGGUUGCUGUGAAGAUUAAAUAAGAUGGUCUAUGUAACACACUGGACGAAGUGCCCAGGAAAGUGUCAUUCUUACUGUUGUUCAUGUUACCCACAAAUGUUCGGGCACUCUUCUGCGGGUUGGGGACACACAGGGACAAGAUUGGAUCGUGUUCUUGUUCUUAUGGGCUGUGGGAGAGAGAGGAACACAGAAACCAAGGCAUAAACAAGAAUACUGAGAUGGUGAGCAGAGACCCUCAGAGUGGGGAGCAGGGGGCUCCCCGAGGUCUGGGGGGAGAGAGUUCCAGAAAGUGCAGUGCUCUGGGGCAGCAGGGAGCCUGUGUCUCCAGGACCAGCUGGGAGUCCAGAGGACUGAAGCAUGGGAGUAAGAUCCGACGGUGGGGAGCCCCAUCCCACCACACCCCAUUACAGGUAGACAUCGAGAUCAAUGGGGAGCCAGUGGACUUGCACAUGAAGCUGGGGGACAGCGGGGAGGCCUUCUUCAUCCAGGAGCUGGAGAGCGAUGUGGAAGACAUGCCUCCCCACCUGUGCACAUCACCCAUCCCUUGGGGGGGCCUGUCUGGGUUCCCUUCGGACUCCCACCUGGGCACAGCCAGAGAGCCUGAGGCCAGCAUCGCGGGCACAGCCUCCACGGGGUGGAAGAAGAAGCGUCACAGGAGGAAACCCAGGCAGAAGGAGGACACGGUGGCAGCCGAUUCUAGUUCGGAGGAGCUGGAGGCAGGCACUGGGAGUGAGCGAUCCCUGCUGGAAAAGCCGAGGCCGGAGCCCCCGGGCAGUGUCCAGCCAGAAGGAGAGGCCUCACCGCAGCCGAAAGACAUCUACCCCUACUCCGAUGGGGAGCGGCCCCCCCAGGCCAGCCUCUCAACGGGUGGGCUAACAUCCCCCAAGAGUGACUCGGAGCUGGAGCUGCGGACCCCCGAACCCAUCCCCCUGAGAGCUGAGUCCCACAUGCAGUGGGCCUGGGGGAGGCUGCCUAAGGUGGGCAAAGCUGAGUGGCCCGCGUCCUCAGUGGUCCCUGAUGGCAGCUCCAAGACAGCCUCUCCACCUCAGGGGGCGCCCAGCACCCCCUCUGCCUCUGUGGUUGGCGUGGACCCUUCGGGAAUUCCAAUCCUGCAAACAGGGCCUGGCACCCACCUUCUUCACGCUGACACGGAGGUGCCUGCUCUGGUGGGUCCCCCUCUCCAGCCCCCUGAGAGAGAGGAAACCAAGACUCAGAGUUCCGGGGAUGUGGGCCUCCCUCCUCCCUCUGAGUCGUGGAGCUGGGCUGCUUUGGAGGCCCCCGCUUGCCCAGGGCAGCCGGAGGGGAUCUCCAGGAGGAAAGGCUCCCUGAAGAGAAGCCAGCACCUGGGCCCCAGUGAAAUCUACCUGGAUGACUUGCCCUCCCUGGAUUCUGAGAACGCAGCCCUUUACUUCCCCCAGAGCGACUGUGGGCUGGGGGCCAGGAAGUGGAGUGAAGCCGGAAGCCAAAAGUCUCUGGGGGACUGCAACCCUGAGCGGGAGCCAGAGCCCACUCGGGACACAGCGGACACAGUAGUGCUGUCCCUCUCGGGGGGGCUGGCUGACAGCGGAGACAUCUCUGUGGAGAAGUUCAACCAGCACAUCGUCUCCUACCAGGACCUCGCCCAAAACCCCGGCCUCCUGGACGACCCGAACCUGGUGGUGAAGAUCAACGAGAAGCAUUAUAACUGGGCUGUAGCUGCCUCCAUGAUCCUCUCCCUGCAAGCUUUCCAGAAGAACUUGCCCAAGAGCACCGUGGACAAGCUGGAGAAGGAAAAGAUGCCCCGGAAGGGAGGGCGGUGGUGGUUUUCCUGGCGAUGCAGGGACUUUCCGGCCAAGGAGUGCAGAGCCCGGAGGGAGAAAACCACAGCGCGGCAGCAGCAGCUGGGGGAGAAGACGGAAGCCCCGAGCAGUGAGGACGAUGUCCCUGACAGCCCCAUCCUUCUGGAGGCCCCCUCCCCACCCCUCUCGCCUCCAGCCCACACUCCUACCUACAAGAAGUCCCUCCGCCUCUCCUCCAAUCAGAUUCGGCGCCUGAACCUGCAAGAAGGUGCCAACGAGGUGGUCUUCAGCGUGACCACCCAGUACCAGGGCACCUGCCGCUGUAGGGCCACCAUCUACCUGUGGAAAUGGGACGACAGGGUGAUCAUCUCAGACAUUGAUGGUACCAUCACCAAGUCGGAUGUCCUGGGCCACAUUCUGCCCCAGCUGGGGAAAGACUGGACACAUCAGGGCAUCACUAGUCUCUACCACAAAAUCCACCUAAAUGGGUACAAGUUCCUGUACUGCUCGGCACGGGCCAUCGGCAUGGCUGACCUCACCAAGGGGUACCUGCAGUGGGUGAGCGAGCGGGGCUGUGGCCUCCCUGAGGGCCCCAUCCUGCUGUCUCCCAGCAGCCUCUUCUCUGCCCUGCACAGGGAGGUGAUUGAGAAGAAGCCGGAGGUGUUCAAGAUUGCCUGCCUGAGUGACAUCCAGCAGCUCUUUCUGCCCCAGAAACAGCCCUUCUAUGCCGCCUUUGGGAACAGGCCCAAUGAUGUCACUGCCUACCGGCAGGUCGGCCUGCCUACAUCCCGCAUCUUCACAGUCAACCCCCGAGGAGAGCUCAGCCAGGAGUUCAUGAAGAAUCACAAGUCCACGUACGAACGGCUCGGUGAGGUGGCUGAACUCUUCUUCCCACCUGUGGCCCGUGGCCCCAGCACAGACUUGGCCAGCCCCGAUUACAGCAACUUCUGCUACUGGCGGGAGCCACUGGCCCCUGUGGACCUCGACACCUUGGCCUGAACGAGCCCUGGCUGCUCCCCAGGACUGUGUGUCCCAGGGCAUGGGGGUUGGAAGUUGGAUGCUGCAGGGCCAACCCACUGAAGGGGAGGAGGGGGCUGCGGGCUAGUUGUGGCCUCUCCUGUCCCCUGCCUUUGCCAGCUGAGCCGUGCUCCAGGCCUCAGCAUGGCCCUGCCCUGUAGCCAUUAAGUGACUGGGUCCUUGCAGCGUUCUCCAUACCCUUGAUAUCUGUCCCUGUCACCCUGGGACCCUGCCUCAACUCCUGAUAGGACAGAGACAAGAAGGAAGCCCCUAUGAGGUUUGAGACCUGUAAGCCCAGGAAAGGGUUGGUGGCAGCCAACAAUCAGGGAAGAAAUUUUCCCCCGACCCACUUUGGGGAGCCUGGACCAUACCCUCUGAAGCUAGACCCUACAUAGCCCUGGCCCCUUCCCAUAGCUCUGGAGCCAGACAUCACUGCUCUCCCACGCUGGUGCCCUGAUUAUCUCAGCACAUCCCAACCCCAGAUACUCUAGGGCCCCCCCAACAUCUGGGAAGGGGGGAUCCCAGGGCAGUGCCAGGGCUGAGGGGGUGUGGCUCCCACUUGGCCUAGUACAUACCCAGCUGCCAUCCCUGCCCCUCCUCACACCCCUGCUGAGGACACAGCCCCAAACCCUGCCAGGGCAGGUGCCUGGCCUCCCCCAGCCUUUGCCAGUCAUUUCACUGCCCGCACAGCUGCUGAGUGAGCUUCUGCCCAAGGAGCAGGGCUGACACCCCACUGCAGCCUUCCCGCCUACUGCCUUUGGGGAAGAAAAUUCCUUUAGACAGGCUAAAAGCUUUAAUCCAGGCCUGCCCUCCCCCAACGGCACCAAAGUGGGGGGCAGAACACCAAAUGUCAGGAACCCAGAAGGUGGGGCUGCAGGGACCUGCAAAACACCAUGGAAGGGCCUGAGCUGCUGUGGGGAAACUGAGGCUGGGAACCUCAGCAGGGAUGGGCCUCUGGGGCGUACGCAGGCCAGACGAACGCUUGUGUCCUCAUGUUUUCAUACCUGAAUUUCUCACCACCUUGUGAACAUCCGGGCAGGGCUGGGGUUUUCCAAGGAUGUUGGAAACUAGGCCUGGAGCCCUUUUCCUCCAGCUGUGGCCUCCUGCGCAGGGUCUGGCCUCAUUCAGGCCAUGAUGUGCAUGAGGGCCACCCUUUGGAGAGAGGCCCUAACCUGGGGUGGAGGGAGAUUCUCCUCCAAGUGGGAAGGAGAGGAUCACGUGGGGACCAGAGUACCCCAAAAACAUCUUUGGGGAGGGGAACGAAAAGGAUAAAUUACAGUGGGAGGCGUCUCCAAACAGAUCACUUGGACCCCAUCCUUUCCUCCGGGAAUCCGCGGCUGCCUAAGCCCUCACCUUGGGAGAGAAUCAAAAGGAAUAAAGAGAA
This is a messenger RNA of Globicephala melas (long-finned pilot whale), 4872 nucleotides long. RefSeq names its product lipin 3 (gene LPIN3). Gene Ontology annotation, molecular function: transcription coactivator activity; phosphatidate phosphatase activity. Gene Ontology annotation, cellular component: nucleus. Gene Ontology annotation, biological process: fatty acid catabolic process; positive regulation of transcription by RNA polymerase II; triglyceride biosynthetic process. The record is from RefSeq and is a predicted model, not a curated record. NCBI's taxonomy places the organism in Eukaryota, Metazoa, Chordata, Mammalia, Artiodactyla, Delphinidae.